AUGCUACAAUAAUCCUAGUGAAUCUAGUAGUAUUUCCAACACUUUGUAAAUCUUGUGAAAAAUCUGUCAUUUAUUAUUAUUACUCCAAGGAGCCAAAAGACACUUGCAGAAGUGUUUUAUCAAAAACCCAUAAGGAGAGCCAGCAUUUUGAUGCAAAGUUCUUAAAUUAUAAUGAAGAGAUGGCCAACAAUAAUGGAUUGAACGGACUCUAUAGACCAAGGAGUGCUUUAGCUCGGGCCUUUUAUGAGAAACACCGCAAUGAUAGACAACUCCAAGAAUUUGAUCAAGCAGAGUGGUACAGGGUAGACAAGUCCAGAUUGAGUCCCGAGAUGCAGCAGAAGUUCGUGCAGCUGGGUCCAGAUGAGGAAACCCAGGAGUUCCUCUCAUCCUCCAUCGACAAGUCCUCGUGGGUGUGGACCCAGAUUUGGUACUUGCUGGCAAAGGCUGUCCUGAAACACUUCUGGACAAUCACGGAUAUUAAUGGCUGGCUGGGUCGCGGCUCCAUGUUCGUGCUGUCGCGUGCACAAGCUGCCGCGCUGCUGCCGGUACCGUCGGGCACGGAGGGCGGGGGCAGGCUGGUGGACGUCGGCGCCGGCGACGGCGAGGUCAGCCGCCGCUUCUCGCGACUGUACCGCGAUAGAUACGCGACAGAGAUCUCCGCGAGCAUGCGCAAGGCGCUCAGCGGCAAGGGUUACGUCAUCCUCGACACGGAAGACUGGUGGCGCGGCGAGCAGUUCGACUGCGUGUGCAUGCUGAACCUGGUGGACCGGUGCAGCCGGGCGCGCACCAUGCUGCAGCAAGCGCGCGCGGCGAUCGCGCCCCGCGGCGUGCUGCUGCUGGCCCUCGUGCUGCCCUACAAGCCCUACGUCGAAGUGACCGCUGACCACAAGCCCGAGGAGCGGCUGCCCAUCACGGGCGUCACAUUCGAGGAGCAGGCGGCGUCCUUCGUGCGCUUUAUGGCCGACAUCGGCUUCGGACUUCGGUCGUGGGCGCGGGCGCCCUACCUGUGCGAGGGGGACUUCGCCCAGGCCUACUACUGGUUGGACGACUCGGUCUACGUGUUCGAGCCCGUGUCGUGAUGUAUGCGCGCUGUAAGCUCUGUCCUGUCUCAGUCUAAGUACUCACAUGCGGUUUUGCUCGAUAG
Aricia agestis (brown argus) is the source of this 1144-nucleotide messenger RNA. Its product is annotated as protein-L-histidine N-pros-methyltransferase. The transcript has 5 exons. Lineage: Eukaryota; Metazoa; Arthropoda; Insecta; Lepidoptera; Lycaenidae. The record is from RefSeq and is a predicted model, not a curated record. Bases 180 to 1079 code for a protein of 299 amino acids. Gene Ontology annotation, molecular function: protein-L-histidine N-pros-methyltransferase activity.